GGGGUGGGGGGAGCUCGUUGAAGCGGCGGAGGUGGCGGCGACGGCCCAGUGCUUCCCGCAGCGCGUCCGCCCCCCCGGCCGGGACCAGCAUGGAUUUCCGGGACGUGCUGCUGGUGGCCUCGGAGCAGCAGGGGGGCAGCGCCCCGCCGAAAAGAUACAGUUUGGCAGUAGGCCCCCCUAAAAAGGUUCCAAAAGUCAGGGGUGUUGAGUCUGCAGCAGUACAAGCUUUUCUCAGACGGAAAGAAGAAGAAAAGAAGAAAAAAGAACGAGAGGAAAAAAAAAGGAAAGAAGAACUCUUAGCUAAACGGGUUGAAUUGAAACAUGACAGAAAAGCAAGAGCAAUGGCUUCACGAACAAAGGACAACUUUUAUGGUUAUAAUGGCAUCCCAAUUGAGGAGAAGCCUAGAAAGAGGCGGACUUCUGAAAACGUCAGCCGAGGGACGGAUGCAGAAUAUACCACAGGAGAUGAAACUGAGCAGUUUGAAUACAGUCAAACUGAAUCUGAGCAUGAACCUGAGGAAUAUGAAGAGAAACCAUCCAAAGCUACAGCGAAACCAAAGGCCCCUCCCAAAAGUGCAGUGGCCCCGAUGAACUUCACUGAUCUUCUCAGGCUGGCUGAGAAAAAACAGUACGAACCAGUGGAAAUAAAAGUAGUGAAAAAGAUUGAAGAACGGCCCAGGACAGCAGAGGAAUUGCGAGAAAGGGAAUUUUUGGAACGCAAAAACAAAAAAGGGGAAAUGCAGAAAGAAAAAAAGAAACCUGAAAAAGAGAUCAAGAAUAUAGCAGCUUCAGGUUCUUCAAAAAAAGUGUGCUCUCAGAAAGAGCUUGUGAAUGCAAAACUUAGCAAAGCUUCAGCAGAUAAACAUUCCUCUUCAAAAGGCAGUUUUUCUUCCAUAAGUUGUUCAGAUAAAAAAUCCAGAGCACCAGCAUUUACUGAAAAGCACUCCAGGCCGUCGUCAUCUUCUAAAUACAGUCAAGUGGAAAAAACAAAACCUGCACAAAACGGAUCUUUGAAAAGCUCAUCUAGUUUUAGCCAUAGUAAACCUCCAGUCAAUGGAAUAGGGAAAUCUGGGUCAAGCUCUCAUGCAUUCAUCUCAAAAGCAACUGCCAAUGGGACUCAGAAACUGCUGCCAGCUAAAGAGCCUAGUGUGAAAAAAUCUGCUUCUGCCCAUACAAAACAAGGAGUUGCAGCACCUUCUCAGCAUGAAGCCAGCUCUAGUGCAAAGCGGCCAGGCAGCAGUUCAGGAUCUGGAGGAACUGGGCGUCCGAGCAGUAGCUCAGGUAUGGGACCUGCACGAUCAGGUGGUAGUUCAGUCCCCAUCCAUCCAAGCAGCAGUUUGAGCAUGGGACUUGGGCGGUCUGGUGGCAGUGCUGGCAUGGGACCUGGAAGGCCAGGCAGCAGCUCAAGCACAGGACUUGGAAAGCCAGGUGUCAGUUCAAGCACAGGACCUGGGAGACCGGGCAGUGGCUCGGCUGUAGGACUUGGAAAACCAGGUGUCAGUUCAAGCACAGGACCUGGGCGACCAGGCAUUAGUUCAGGCGCAAUGUCUGGAAGGCCUAGUGGUUCAAGCAUGGGACAUGGGCGACCAGGCAGUGGCCUGGGCACCGGACCAGGAAGGCCAGGCAGUGGUUCAAGUGUGGGACCUGGGCGACCAGGCAGCAGCUCAGGCAUCACUUCGAAACUGAAGUGUACUGUUGUAUCAGAAACAAUUUCAUCUAAAAAUCUAAUCACAAGACCAAGCAACGGACAGCUGAAUGGAAUGAGACCUCCCCCAGGGCACAGACCACCAGGAUUUCCUCCACAAGGUCUUCCAAGGCCUUCUCUUCCACCAAUAAGUUAUAAAAGGCAAAUAUGUGAUGAAGAAGAUGACUCUGAUUCUGAAAUGGAUGAUUUCAUUGAAGAUGAAGGGGACUCCCAGGAAGAAAUUUCAAAACAUAUUCGUGAAAUAUUUGGAUAUGAUCGGAAAAGAUACAAGGAUGAAAGUGAUUAUGCUUUACGUUACAUGGAGAGCAGCUGGAAAGAGCAACAGAAAGAAGAAGCCAGGAGCUUGAGACUUGGGGUACAAGAGGACCUGGAAGAAAUGAAACGAGAAGAGGAGGAAUGGAAACGUAAGAAGCAGGCAAAGAAACUGAAGACAAACUGAGUGGCAGUAGUUUUGUCCUCUUUUCCUACUUCCUUUGCCACCACUUUGCCUCCAUCUUUCAGCUCCUCUUAUAAUUUUACUUCAGUUUUUCUUUGCUUACUAGAAGGUAUGAGAGUAUGUAAAGGGAAGAGAGAAUACUGAAAAGCAAGGCUUUAGUUUGACCUAAAAGAGAGAUUUAUUUUUAAUACUUGCCAGGGUUAAUUUUUUUACAAAGAAAGUAAUGCACUAGCACAGAUUAUUAGAUGGAAUAAAAAUUUAAUGAAUGUUUCCAUUGAUUAAACCAAUUUUCAAGAUGCCAGCAGAAAUAUUAACUAGCUAUGCACUGGCUUGCAAUCAUGUGGGCCCACAUACCCAUAAACCCGUCUUUCAUUUUAGUUAGAAAAAAAUGUGAAUGACAUUCAUGUUCCUUAGUUAUUUUGAGAGAGAAGAAUAUGGCUUUAUGUAUCUUGAGUCUCUUGAGUUAAGAUCCUUCAAAAUACAGAAACGUCAUCUUCUGUACAGGAAAAGCUUGGAUGUAAAUUUCAGCCAUUGCCACAGAUGCCUGUAGCAAUAAUACGAUCUGUACUAUAAAUUCUUCUGAUUUGAGAAUUUUAUCUCUUAAUAAAAAUAGUACUAAAAAAAAAAACCCCAGACCUAUCAGUUUCUAAAAAAAUGCGUUUCAUUCACAGUUCCUUGCAGUUAAAGUGUGAC
Molecule: messenger RNA, 2834 nt
Organism: Gavialis gangeticus (Gharial)
Lineage: Eukaryota; Metazoa; Chordata; Crocodylia; Gavialidae
Gene: SPTY2D1
Product: SPT2 chromatin protein domain containing 1
Exons: 6
Coding region: 90-2144 (684 amino acids)
Biological process (GO): nucleosome assembly; regulation of DNA-templated transcription
Cellular component (GO): nucleolus
Molecular function (GO): DNA binding; histone binding
Source: RefSeq, a predicted model, not a curated record